Colletes gigas is the source of this 2347-nucleotide messenger RNA. Its product is annotated as leucine-rich repeat-containing protein 34-like. The transcript has 10 exons. Lineage: Eukaryota; Metazoa; Arthropoda; Insecta; Hymenoptera; Colletidae. The coding region runs from base 387 to 2267 and encodes 626 amino acids. The record is from RefSeq and is a predicted model, not a curated record. Gene Ontology annotation, molecular function: protein binding.
GCGUGCAGAUAUUAGCCACUUGUCGCUUUGUGAUAACGGUAGCAGUUGCAACUUUUCGUUGGAAGAGAUUGGAUCCAUUUUACAAUAUGCUGUUGCAAUCGUAAACAUGAAAAUUUUACUAAGAAUUUGUCAUUAGAAAUACUCGUUACUUCUCAUGUUCGUUGGUACUAAAAUGUUGUUCUUUCUAGUUUACCCUGGAAUAUCUCUUCAAAUGGAAUAAUCUCCGCUUCCGUCCUUUGAGGAAUUAAAUUCAGCAUGAUAUUUUAAAUGAAAAUGCACCGAUUGUCUGCCUAUGAAAUUAUUGGGACGAUAAACGUUUCAAGUGUCACAGAAUUGGCAUAUUUGAGUAUAAUUUUGAAUAAUUUUAAAAAUUUUAUAACUUCAUCAUGAAGUUUGACGAAUCUCGAUGCUCAAAUGAUAGCCGUUUGACUUCGUGCACCCGAAAUUGCGAUGACAUAGCUUUAAUUAAUGCGAUCAAGAGUACAAAGCCUUACUUUCAUCAAGUUUUGAGUCAGAAUUUCUUUAAAUGCUUCUGCAAUGAGACGUGUGCUACGACAAAGAGGCUCGACAUGCGUGGAAAUGCCGUAUACCAGAAGAUCAAAAGGCUUCUUCAGGACGUGGAUAUACCUGCCUUGUUAAUAUUUCUUAAAAAGCAUCAAGACAUUGCUCAUGUUAAUUUAGCGAACAACAAUAUUUCAAAUAGCGGAUUUAUCAAUUUGCUCGAUCACCUGCUUCACUACAAGUAUAUACUCGAAUUGGACGUUAGCAAUAAUGAUAUCAUGGAAAUAGGGAUUAAAUAUUUGUUAGCAAUAGGAGAAAAUAUCCAGCUUAAGAGCCUGAAUUUAAAAGCGAAUAAAUUUGGCGUCGAGGCAUCAAAAAAUAUAGCACUCUUUUUAUUAAAAAAUAAAUACGUAACGUAUUUAAAUGUUGCAGAAGUGGGUCAAACUGCUUCCAGUUUAAUAUAUUUCAUAAUGGUCUUGAGUUCAGAGCAAACCACUUCUAAUACAACGCUAAAGAGUUUGGACAUCAGUCGACCGAAUCCAGGAUUUAUGUAUUACUUUGAUUCUGUUCAUUUUUCCAGCGUUAUUGGCCACAUGCUUAAAAAUAAUACUACACUGACAGCAUUGUAUUUGCAAAAAUACAACUUCAAUUGUCACGACAUUGAAACUUUAAUGUCCAAUGCAAUAUACAACAAUACAUUGCACUUGUUGGACCUUGGCUGUAAUAAUGUAGGAGAUCAUGGAAUUAUCUACCUUGCUAACUGGUUAACAAAAAGACCAGCUUUGAAAAUCCUCAUCUUGUGUAGGAACAUUAUAACUGAUCAUGGUGCAAGGGAAUUUAGUUUUGCUCUUCCAUUCUCGAAACUGUUAUCACUUGACAUUUCUUAUAAUAAAAUCACAGAUAAUGGUAUGGUUGACAUUUUGAACACGUUAAAAAAGAGCCCUCUUCUACGACAGCUGAGAAUAUUUGGGAAUUGUCUUGGUCAUCCAACUGCAAAAAUUAUUAAGCGAAUGCUGUUGUCUCAAGUUCUGAAUCAAGAGAAUGUAGACAUCAGACCAUACAGAGUUGACCACAGGUGGUAUUUGGCAAGAUACGAAGGUGACUGUUGCAGGAAAGAAUUUUAUAAUGUUCCUUAUGGUCUCUCCAUGAAAUUGUCAUCCGUACCUGUAACAAAACCUCGUCCUAAGAGAUCAUAUUAUAAACAGAUGUCUGUAAAAACUAGCGAACUUAAAGUACAACAUUCGACCAUUACUAUCAUUUCAAAUAUAUUGAAAGGAGACCAUGCAAGGGACUGUAAAUGUUGCUAUUGUUUCAAAUGCGAGGCACCGCAUUAUGACGAGCUGUGCAGAGAUGCUGGCCACCCAGAAACUUGCACAUGUUGCAAAUGCAAAGAAAACGAAAGCAGUGAUUGGUCCAUAGAUACGUCUAUCGAAGACAGAGUUGUAUCUCCGCGCGACCCAAUGAAGAACAUCAUGUAUAUUUUGAGGCAAGUGAAUUCUGAUACUCGUGAAGACAUUGUGCGCUGGAUUAAUAUCAACGAGGAUAUAUUGGAGGAAGAUUUGAAGAUUAUUGCUAUUGACGAGAUCGAGGAAUGCUCGUCUAAGGAUUUGUGCAAUUGCUCGUGGGCGCAACUAAGCAUAUCCAGUUUACAAAAAUAUUUACUGGAGGAUUCUUCUAAGGAUAUACUAAUUAUACCUAGAAACAAUUCUAUGUUAAUAAAGAAUGCAUGCGACGAUGUUGACGACACAACUUCUUCGCUGGAAUAAUAUAUUGCGAGGAUAUGAUUUCGCGGAUGGGGUGAAAAUAAGAAGCAAAUGUAAAAUAUGUCUCAAAGAUAUCGUUUCAU